UUCCCAGACAUCGCCCCUCACGCUAUCCACCCCCCCUCGUUACCCACCCCAUUACUCCCUUUUGUUUGUUAGGUGUAUACACACAAACACAGAUAUAGAGCGAAACAGAGACUCACUCUCUGUACGUACUUACCUAUACAUACAAAAACACACCUUCAAUUCGGCGAUCGAUAAUCGUUACUCCGAUUCCGACGUAACUCUCACAUUCUAUUACUCAACACCAGUAAGUCUCCCUUAUCUCUUUCUAUUUGUAUAGAGGCUAUUAUAUCUGUUCAAUUGGAGAUACUGAGAUAGGAUUUCCGUAAAUAUAGAUAUAUACAUAUUUAUAGGUUUUUAGGCGCAUGAGAUAUAUUAUAUGUAUAUGCAUACGAUUGAAUUGCUAUAGAACAAAUUAAUGGUGCAUAAGAAGCGAACCGUCGCUCCUCGUUCCAAACCCUCGGCUGCGCCGGUGGCGGUUCUACCUGUACCCGACGAUGCGGAAAUUGAGCUGCUUGAAUCGGACCUAAACCUAGUCUCGGUAAGUCCAGCAGUUCGGAAGAAGCCGUCGAGCAAGAAGGAUGCUUCGGCGGUUGCUGAAGGUGAGAAGAAUGCCUUCUCAGCUUCUUAUGCUUCAAUUAAGCUUGAAUGCGAGCGUGCCCUAACAUCCCUGCGUCGGGGAAACCAUACAAAAGCCCUAAGAUUGAUGAAGGAGCUGUCCAGCAAGCAUGACAACUCGCCUUACACGGCUCUGAUUCAUCGUGUCCAGGGCACUGUUUGUGUUAAAGUGGCUUCCGUGAUUGAUGACCCCAAUGCUAAACAUAGGCAUUUGAAGAAUGCUAUUGAGAGUGCUAGGAAAGCAGUAUCAAUGUCUCCGAACUCAAUCGAGUUUGCGCAUUUCUAUGCUAAUUUGUUAUAUGAGGCCGCAAAUGAGGGGAAGGAAUAUGAGGAAGUUGUACAGGAGUGUGAAAGGGCAUUGGCAAUUGAGAACCCCGUAGAUCCUGCAAAAGAGAGCUUACAGGAGGAGAGCCAACAGAAGGUUGAGACACCUCAUGCUCGGAUUGAGCAUGUACAGAAUGAGCUCCGAGGUUUAAUUCAGAAGUCAAACAUUGCUUCCAUAUCUACUUGGAUGAAGCAUAUAGGCAAUGGUGAGGAAAAAUUCAGGUUGAUCCCGAUUAGGAGGGUGUCCGAGGACCCAAUGGAGCUGAGGUUGGUUCAAGCAAGAAGGCCAAAUGAGAUUAAAAAGGCGACUAAGACACCGGAAGAGAGGAGGAAGGAGAUUGAAGUCCGGGUGGCUGCUGCAAGGCUGUUGCAACAGAAGUCUGAAACUGUCGAGACAGACAAUGAUGUAGAUAAAGCUUCGGAUCUGACAACAGGAUCAGGGCAGAGAAUUAGUGAGAGGAGGAAGAGCAGUAAUGCAAGGAAAAAUGCGUCUUCCACAGAGAGAGAGAAUUGGGUGCAGUCAUAUUGGAACUCCAUGACUUUGGACUGGAAGAAAGAGUUGCUUAGAAUUACAAUUUCAGAUCUCAAGGCUCAUUUAAAUGCAUCAAAAGACGGAUUGGCUAAUGAAGUGCUAUCUGAGGCUCUAUCAUUUGCUGAAACCAAUAAAGAUUGGAAGUUUUGGGCAUGUUGCCGCUGUGGUGAAAAAUUUGUCGACUCUGAAUCGCACAACCAUCAUGUUGUGCAUGAGCACAUUGGAACUUUGCUGCCUAAAUUGCAGUCUGUUUUGCCUCAGAAUGUGGAGAACGAGUGGGCAGAGAUGCUUCUGAAUUGUCCUUGGAAACCGUUAGAUGUUAGUGCGGCAGCAAAGAUGCUUGAUGAACAAUCAAGAUCUCAAGAACAUGGUUUUCUUGAUGAGACACACCCAAGAGAUAACACAGAAGAGUCUAAGGAUGACUUUUCUGAUGUUUUCUGUAACGAAGACGAAUGGGAUUCGUCACCUAGAAAGAAAAAAUUAGGGGAUAGAACAAACGGAUAUAGGGUUGAGAGCAGAGAAUAUGAUAAAAAAUCAGACAUUGAGUUGAUGGAUUGCGAUGGAAACAAUGGUACUAAGAAUUGUUUCCUUCCUGACAAGUGGCCACUAUCUGAUGAUCCCGACCGAGCAAAGCUUCUUGAAAGAAUUCAUGCUAUAUUCCAGACUCUUAUUGGAAAUAAAUAUCUUGCUUCAAGUCACCUCAGCAAGGUUGUUCAUUUUGCAGUGGAAGAGCUUCAGGGUCUUGCUUUUGGCUCUCAACUUCUUAACUACAAUGUUGAUCAAACUCCCUUAUGCAUCUGCUUUCUGGAUGCCCAAGAAUUAAAAAAGGUGCUAAAGUUUCUGCAAGAGCUUUCUCAUUGUUGUGGCUUAGGUAGGUAUUCUGAGAAAAUUAGUGCUAGUGAUGGAGCAAGCAAUGCUAGUCAAGGAUUUGACGACCUGGAGAAAGUAGUUUUCAGUGAAGAUGGUUCAUGUUUAUUGUUUGAUGAGCAUUUCCUGCCUUGCAAAGUUACUCCCAGUUCAUGUCCAGAUACAGUUUCUAUUGACAGAGCUGCAUAUGUUUUGUCUAGUAAUCAGCACCAGAAUGGAGCUGAACUUGAUUCCGCUGCAUUGUUGUCCUGGAUAUUCACCGGUCCUUCAAGUCUGGAACAACUGGCAUCCUGGGUACGUGCAAGAGAAGAGAAAGCACAACAAGGUAUGGAAAUUCUUCGCUUUCUUGAGAAGGAGUUUUAUGACCUCCAGGGUUUAUGUGAGAGAAAAUAUGAGCAUUUAAGUUACGAGGAAGCACUGCAGGCAGUGGAAGAUCUUUGUUCAGAAGAGGGUAGGAAAAGAGAACAUGCAAUAGAAUUUGUCCGACGAAGUUAUGAUUCUGUCUUGCGGAAGCGGCGAGAAGAGCUCAUAGAAAGUGAAAAUGAAGUUACGUUUAUCGGCAGUAGGUUUGAGUUGGAUGCUAUAUCAAAUGUUCUGAAGGAAGCAGAGUCUCUCAAUGGCAGUCGGUUUGGUUUUGAGGAAACUUACAUUGGUGGAACAUCUCACUUAUGUGACCUCGAAUCUGGUGAAGAGGAAGACUGGAGACUGAAGGACUACCUUCAUCAGGUGGACUCUUGUGUGGAAGUUGCACUACAGAGACAGAAGGAACAUGUCUCCAUUGAGCUGAGUAAGAUAGACGCUCGGAUCAUGCGAGUGGUUGCCGGGAUGCAGCGGCUGAAAGUAAAGCUUGAGCAUGCAUCUGCUCAGGAUUAUCGGAGGAUUUUAGUGACACUGUUGAAAUCAUUUAUGCGGGCAAAUUUGGAGGAUCUGGCUGAGAAGGAUGCUACCGAGAAAUCUGAUGCUGCGAGGGAAGCUUUUCUGGCUGAACUUGAUCGUGAUUCUAAAAACAGUUCCAUCGGAGGCAAUGGUUAUUCUAAACAUACACAUGACAAAAUUAAGGAUAAGAAAAAGAAUAAAGAAUAUCGGAAAACCAAGGAUUCAAAGCCUCCUAGUGGUAAUGAACUGCAUUUGCUUCGCCAUCAGACUAUGGCAGAUGGCUCAUUUGCAGUUACUCAUGAUGGAGAAGAUCAAGGUGAUGAAACUGUUGGAAAUGGUGAUUCCUUGGAUGAACAGGAGUAUAGACGUAGAAUUGAACUUGAAGCAGAGGAAAGAAAGCUUGAAGAAACUUUGGAAUAUCAAAGACGAAUGGAGAAUGAGGCUAAACUGAAGCAUCUGGCCGAACAAAAUAAGAGAACCACAAAAGCAGUUUCAGGAAGUAUGGAUGCAAUUAUUAAGUCUGAUAUUUACAAGCACAGUGAUAAUGGUCAAGAAAUCAAUGAGCAAUGGAAGAGUACUAAGAAGAAGAAUGGAUUUCCGGACAGUUUAGAAGUCCCAAAGCACAGUGCUGAAGGAAUGACACAAAAUACUGGAGUGUCAAAUGAGGGAAUUCCAGAGGAUAGUACUCUGAUAUCUGCCCGACGCUCUGGAAGGAGAGGCAGACGUCAGAAAGAUUCUAAGCUUAUUGAUGGGAAGUUUCAGUCUGCUUCUGCCGAAAGGGAAAAUACUGAAGUUGGUGAACCAAGAGCUCUGGAUGCUUCACCUGAAAAUAACGGUUCAGCAAAUAGUGGAACAAAGACAUUGAGACAGCUACAUGUGGAGGAGGAUGAUGAAGAAAGGUUCCAAGCUGACCUUAAGAAGGCCGUUCGGCAAAGCCUUGACACUUUCCAUGCACAUGAGAAGCUGCCCUUGCUGCCAAGUUUAGGAGAUGGACAUAUUUUGCUCCCCAAUGCUGGGAAUUUGAGCAAUGAAAAGAGUACUGGAGAUGUAAUUGUAAUGGAUUUAUAUGGCACUGGGCUAAAGAAUGAAGUUGGGGAAUACAAUUGCUUUCUAAAUGUCAUCAUACAGUCAUUGUGGCAUCUAAGACGAUUUCGAGAUGAAUUUCUGAGAACAGCAUCCGAACAUGUUCAUGUUGGUGAUCCAUGUGUGAUAUGUGCUUUAUAUGACAUAUUUACUGCUUUGAGCACCGCUUCAACUGAAAUAUGCAGAAAGACAGUUGCUCCUUCUUCUCUGAGAAUUGCCCUCAGCAACCUGUAUCCUGAUAGUAAUUUUUUCCAGGAGGGUCAGAUGAAUGAUGCAUCUGAAGUGCUGGGUGUAAUAUUUGAUUGCCUACAUCGGUCGUUUACAUCAGCUUCAGGUGUGUCUGAUACUGAAUCUGCAGAUAGUAGCUGCAUGGGCAUGUGGGAUUGUUCAAAUGGUGCUUGUGUUGUACAUUCUCUUUUCGGGAUGGAUAUUUUUGAACGAAUGAACUGCUACAAUUGUGGAUUGGAGUCUAGACAUCUGAAAUAUACAUCUUUCUUUCACAAUAUUAAUGCCAGUGCCCUCCGAACAAUGAAGGUUAUGUGUCCAGAAAGCUCCUUUGAUGAGCUUCUGAAUCUUGUUGAGAUGAACCAUCAGCUGGCUUGUGAUUCUGAGGUCGGUGGCUGUGGGAAGCUUAACUACAUCCAUCAUAUCCUCUCUACUCCACCGCAUGUGUUUACUAUAGUUUUGGGUUGGCAAAAUACUUGUGAGAAUGUAGAUGACAUAAAGGCAACAUUAUCAGCUCUAUCUACUGAGGUGGACAUUGGUGUACUUUACCGUGGCCUCGAUCCUAAAAACAAACAUCGCUUAAUUUCAGUGGUUUGCUACUAUGGGCAGCAUUAUCACUGCUUUGCCUACGGUCAUGAUCAUGGACGGUGGGUCAUGUAUGAUGACAAAACUGUGAAGGUAAUUGGCGGCUGGGAUGAUGUUCUUGUUAUGUGUGAAAGAGGGCAUUUGCAACCGCAGGUCCUCUUCUUUGAAGCUGUAAAUUAGGAUGACUUAGAAGAUGAUACCUCUCUUUUCAAUUAAACGGAAUUCAGCUUAUAAAAUAUGCCUGCGUAUACCGCACUGCAGAUGUGAAUCAGCAUGUUUUUCCAUUCAAGCGGCAAACUUAUUGAUCUUACCUUCACAUGCUGUUUUGACUGAGCUAAAAGCUGCAAAUUCUUAGUUCGAAAAUGUAGAUGCUGUACAAACCCAAGCUGUAGUAGCAUACAGUCAAGUUUUGUUGUGAUGAAAAGACUAUAGGAGUCAUCGGCAUGCGGGUACCAAUUUGAAAACUCUGUUUCAUCAUUGGUACACGUCAGAUCAUAGGAAAGCAAGAGCAGGUACCGAUGCCCUUGAUACCUGGAUACUGUCGGUAGGAGCAUGUUUUUGCAUCUGCCAGCUCUCUAAAUUUUUGGAAAUCCUUACAAUAAGGUGGCAUGAUGCAUUUGCUACCAGUUGCCUGUCCUGGAGAGAUGUCUGGAUUUCUACUUCCAAAUGGCAGCAAAGUACCUUUUACAUGAUAUUUGCUUCUGUACACAGGAAAUGCUAGGAAAUUUGCAUCUUAAUGCCUUUCAAUGUAAGGAAGUUGUGUAUAAUGGUCGUAUGUUUUUAGUGAUGCAGUUUAUAGUAGGUGCUUCCCACCCCUCUCACUUCAGGGGGGAGUAAAUUUUGAGUGCUCUAGAAUUGAUGGGAAUUUUGUAUAUGACAGAUGAUGACGAGAAUGAAAAGAAAGAAAAAUUGCUCAUUGUUUGUGAAGCAGGAAAACACCUUGCUGACUAC
Messenger RNA from Nicotiana attenuata, 6037 nucleotides. RefSeq lists its product as uncharacterized. The record is from RefSeq and is a predicted model, not a curated record. Gene Ontology annotation, biological process: protein deubiquitination. The transcript is spliced from 15 exons. NCBI's taxonomy places the organism in Eukaryota, Viridiplantae, Streptophyta, Magnoliopsida, Solanales, Solanaceae. The coding region runs from base 395 to 5266 and encodes 1623 amino acids. Gene Ontology annotation, molecular function: cysteine-type deubiquitinase activity; protein binding.